Messenger RNA from Parnassius apollo (apollo), 378 nucleotides. Lineage: Eukaryota; Metazoa; Arthropoda; Insecta; Lepidoptera; Papilionidae. The record is from the annotation of a GenBank genome assembly.
AUGGCAGAGCGAGCGGUGGGCGGUGCUCGAGGAGAAAUCUGGCCAAUAGAGUGCGGUAACAAAAUAUCCGUAUUGGCUAUUAGCGAGGCCCCGCCCGCCUGCCGCUCGUCGGUGCAGCUGCAAAACGUCGUAUACUGCUGGGUUUUCGUGACGCUUGUGUCGGUUUGGUACUGGUGGAGGGUGAGGCGGCCGGGGCCGAGGGUGGCGAGUCGCGACUCGGCGGGCGGGCCGCAGACGCGCUCCGGACGCCGCGGCGAGCGCUCCUAUCGCUGUAUCAUCGUAUACCAUUCGCAAAAUCACGCGACUCGCCGUCCACUUGGCCAAAUUCGUAUGUACCGCUCUACAUCGCGACGCGAUCGGCCUAACAGACGAACCUAA